AUGCGCCCACCAGCUGCAGUUGGAGUGCUAAGGGCCCGCGUCAGCACAGCCAAGACCCUGCCCUUGGGACUCAUCAGCCGUGACAGCCCUACCUGCGGGGACCUGCCACGUGCCUGCACCGUCACCGAGUGCUCACUGGCAUCCGGCCUGGUCGGCACACCCCUCUCGUGCGGGCUGGGCCUCAGGGCAGCUGAGCCAGGAAGGCACGCAGACCCCGAGCCUGGCACCCACGACCCCCCUGUGCUCCUGCCGGGGCGCCACGCCAACUCCAAGGACUGGGGGCGCUUUGCCGGUUCUGAGUUUUUCAGAAGCACCAGGGUGGACCCAUCCACCUUCAGGCCCCCUCGGCUCCUGGCCAGCAGAGACUUGGGUGGCCUCUGGGGGCUCCCUGAGGAGAGGGGGGAGCCGGGAAGUCGUGCGUCUUCCACACGGGGGGGGCGGAGCCGACGGUCAACCACAAGCACGCGGACCCUAAGGGCAGACGGGCCGCGGUCCUCUGCAGCCAAGAAGGGCCUGGCGGCGGCCCUGAGGAGGCCCGGGCCCUGUGAGCAGCCAGGCGCCCCGAGGGGCGCUCCCUUCGUGGCCUGGUCCGACCACCUCGAGAGGCCGGGUGCCCUGGGGAAGGCCGGCUGCUACCCGCUGUGGACAGCAGGCAAGGAGGGCAAGGAUGGGGACAGCUCGGUGUCAUCGGGCCGUCUCUCUGGCUCCUCCGGGGGCCACGAGUCGUGUGCCCCUCCGCACGGGCUCUGGACGGAGAGGCCCCCGCAGGUGCUGGGGUGCCCGCGGCUGCACAGGGACAGCAGCCCGCGGCUGGAGCAGCUGAGGGACAAGAUCCGGGCCCAGGUUCGGUGGCAGGGCAGCUGCGCCUCCCUGGGCACCUCGAUGCCCUCCAGCGCCUCACACCUCCACAAGGCCUCCAUGCCGGCCCCCCGGCAGAAGGUCCAGAAGCUGAAGAAGGCCCCUGCGGCCCCGGCCUACCCAGUUCCACGGGAAAACCCCAAAAGCAUGAAAAGUUGUUCUUGUAAAAGAGAGAAGCCCUCCGCAUGGUGCGCCCGAAAGGCUGCCAAAGACAGGGAGUCCGAGCUGGUGGGCGCCCAUGCCUGGAGGAAAGGACAAGCGCUGGCGCGGGGGCUGCUCGGGCCCCCGCCUGCCCUCCCCAGGCUCCGGAGCACGGCAGCCUCCGGGGAGACGGCCCACCCCGCCGAACCAGGGGACACCGAGAAGGCAGGAGCUGCCAAGAGCCACCCUGUCCGCCCCCGGACGCCCAGUCCAGCCGCUACGCGCAGGCACCCGCAGGUGCCUCCCAGCUCGCCCCUCCAGGCGCCCUGCAACCCAGCUGUGACCAUCCAGUCGGCUCUGGCCAUCCUUCAAGACCUGCGCCGGCAGAUCCAGGCAGGGCUGGAGUUGGCCCGGGGCCACCAGCUCAGGCGAGGGUGUGAGCAGCGGCCGUCACCGUGGUGCCGGCAGGAGCCGGCGGGGAGGAGGCCCCGGGACCCCUGUGGGGCCCCAGACCCGCGGAGCUCCUUCUCCGAGAGUCCCUGGGUCCCCACAAGGGGGACGCCCUCCUCCUCAGAGAGGGCUGGGGGCGUGCCCGCCGGGCAGCGCUGGAGAACCUUGGCCCGGUGGGAGUCCUAUCCGCAGAGGACCUGGUGGACGCCAGGACAGGACGCAGCUUUCCAGAGGCCUGGGAGUCCCCGAGAAAGGCUGGGCUGCUUCCCUCAGCGGCCCUGGAGCGCCUCGGCCGGGCGGAGGGCCUGGGCCACGCGAGAUGGCUGGGAGGCCCCCGCCCGAGGGCCGCGGAGCCCCCUGGAAGGGCCAAGCCCUGCCUCCCAGCGGCCCUGGAGCGCCUCCCUCACAAAGUGGGCUGGCAGCCCGUGCAAGGGCGCCCCGCUGCCCCCCUCGGGAGCAAAGGAGGCAUGGCUCGGGCCUGCCCAGAGCACCCUCCAGAUGGCGCCCCGGAAGGACAGUGAGGCGCCGCCGCCGCCGCUGCCCUGCCCGAAGACCCGGGGGCUCCUGGGCCGCCCCUACAGCCCCGCCUCCUUGCGAGAGUUCAUGCACCAGAAGGCGCUGGCGCGGCGGCAGCAGGCCCUGGAGGAGAAGGCCUCGGCCGUGCGGGCGCUGGAGCGGAGGAACCAGAGGCUGCAGGACGUGUACCGGAAGCAGAGGGAGGCCGUCCUGGGCAAGGCCGGCCCCGUCAAGGCCGGCCCCGUGGUCUCCCAGACCAACCCCAGCAUCGUGACCUUCGUCCCACACGCGGCACAGUGCAGGGACCAGGAGGCGCCCGGGAGCCUGGGGUCACCCGUUAUGCAGUGGAGCAAGGUGACUUCCGGCAUGGUGCUGGGGGACCAGGAGGCCCCGGGCAGCUUCUGCCUGUGUCUGAAUGGAGCCUUGGACGGCGCCGAGCCCCUGGACACAGCCGGCCCCCCGGAAGGCUGGCAGGGCACGCCCCUGUGGAGGUCGGCCAGCCCCGCCCUGGGCCCCCCGGGGCUCCGGGACCUGGCCGCCCAGCACCCGUGCCCGGGGCUGUGCAUCUACCUGGACCCCGAGGAGGCCCAGCGCCUGGGCACGCCGGGCCCCCUGCACUUCCGGUACAAGCAGGCCCGGCUGCAGGCCCUGGAGACCAUGGCCAACAUCCUGAAGCAGCGGAUCGACCUCCUGACGGCCAAGCUGCUCGGGUCCGAGGCGGCGGACGCCCCCGGGGGCCUGGCCUCGGACCCGCCACCCUUGUGCCCCGGCACCGCAGCCCCCGCACCGGCCACACCGGCCUGCCCCAGGGCCCUGGUGCCCGACGGGGGCAGAGGGGCCCCCUGGGACGUGCCGGCCAGGCUGCUGCCGUCUCCCGCCAGCUUCCCGGACGGCGAGGCGCUGCUGUGGAGCCCCGGCCGGCCCCGAGGUCUCGUGGAGGACAGCUGUUCAGAGCUGGACAAGAGGCUGGCGAGAAACAUGGCUUCCUUCCAGGCCCUCCGCCCCUUGGCCGGGAGCUCACCUGGGGCGCCAGCGCCGCCGGACCCCACCUGCGGCUCCCUGUGGCUGGAGGAGACGCCGCCGCCACCGCCGCCGUGGGCCGGAGGGGCAGGCUCGGCCACGCCCUGGACCUCGCGGAGCUGCGGUAAGGGCGAGCCUGCCGGCUGGCUGGUCGGGGCGCCGGGGGCGCCCGGCGGGGACCCCCUCCACGGUCUGGCGCUCCGGCGAGGAAGCCUCCCGGAUAACAUGGGGCUGGGCCAGGCACUGCCACCGACCGGGCUGCUGCCUGCUCUGCGGGCGUCGGUCUCCUGCGUGGGCAUCAGUCUCGUGGCCCCAGGGCCACGAGAGUGCGAGGGCCUGGCUGUCAUCGUGGCCCCGGCCCCUGGACAGUGCCUGUCACGGGUGGGGGGCCGGCGGGGGUACUUGCUGAAGGAUGAACGACCUCCUGGACGCCGAGCACCCACGGGCGACACCGACUCCCACGAGCGGGCGCAGCGCCGUCCCACAGAACCUUCUGGAAAGAGGGAAGUGUUCUACCCUGUGGGCUCUCCUACGCGGCAGCCACCAGGUCAGCCCGGCCAGCCCCGGCCCAGGCACGUCGCCGACAUCCGGCAGAGGUCCCUGCGCUUUCUCCAGUCCCUGGAGCGGCACCAGCAGACUCGGGAGCAGGCACUGGCUCUUCUGCGGCAGCGGGCGGAGCUGGAGGUCUGGGAGACCCAGAGAGCCCUGGAUGAGCUGCUCCUCAAACACCGGCUGGAGAGGCUGAUGGGGAACCAUGCGGCCCUGUCCAGGCCGGGAGCAGCUUCAGAACCGGAGGGGCUGCAGGUGUGUGGGGACCCGGAUCUGAAGACCUCUCAGAGUGCUGUGACAGCCGGACUGAGGUCGCAGCCUGUCCUGGGCGGAGAUGCCGCUGUGCCCUCCCGGGGCUCCGAGGAAGGACAGGGGAGGCAGGACGGCCAGCCAGCCUCUGCAGAGCCCGCGGAGGAGGGGAGACCAGACCAAGGCCUCUCCCCGUUGCUCCUGGCCAGACUGUAUCCUGGGGACAGCCCCAUCCACCAGAUGUUACAGCAGAGCCUCCGGGAGCAAGAGCUGCACGCACAGUACCUGGCCGCGCUGCUGCGCCUGCGCGAGAAGGCGCUGGAAGAGAAGACGUGCUCGGAGCUGGCCUGGCUGGAGCACCGGAGAAGGUGUCUGGGCAGCGAGGGGGGCGUUGCUGUGCUGGCAGCCUUGGCGGAGAGGCAGCGGCAGGCCCUGGGCGACCUUGAGCGGGAGCAGAGGGAGAUUCGGUCCCUGCGGCGCAGUCCCCUGUCCUCACGCCACGACGAGAGGACCCUGCUCCUGCAGCAUCACCGGGACAUCCUCUCCGUGCAGAAGUCCUUGGCCCGCCUGCAGCGGGAGCUUCAGGCCACGCCCUGGCUGCUUCAGAGUUCCGGCCCCGACGUCCCGGCUGCCCGGGACGGGGACUCUGAGACAAGCCAGCCGCCGGAGGGGCCUGUGUGGGGCGCAUCACACCCCCCGACGCCACACAGGCCUGGCAGCCCUGGCAGCCACCGCCCCUGCGGAAGCACCGAGAGCCUGAGUGCCCUAGCACUGCACCCCACGCCUUGUCACCUGCUCCAGCAGUGGCCCCAUCUGUGGGCCGUGGGCCCUGCUGGUAGCUGCUGGGUGGGGAGGGGCCAGCCAGGACCUGCCUUUCUUUGCCCAUGCACUAGACACCUGGCCACCGACCACAGCUGUCCCCUGGAUGUGACUCGUGUUCCCCUCGUUGAGAGCUGCGGCUGGGGCAGGACACUCCAGGAGGGCGCAGCCUGGGGGGGCAGUCACCGCCCCUCUACCCUGCCCUGCAGCCUUGUCACCGAGCAGCAGGACAGGACAUCCUCUGGGGCAACUUCAGCUGUGGACGGUCACCUGCAGCCUCGGAGGCCAGCUUGGGGACAGGAGACACCCACGGCCGAUGGCUGGCCCAGCACCCAGGGCGGGCCGGUGGAGAGCGGCAGCCAUACGGGCCAAGGGGACGCGCAGCCCGACCCCUGCCCCUGGCCGGCAGCGCCGGAGACCCAGGCUCUGACGGAAGGCCACGCACAGAGCUUCCGGGGCCGGAGCCCACAUCCCCCGGGCGGAGAGGGGCCCUGCAGUCCCCAGGAUGCCGGCGUGGCGGAGGGCAGAGCGGGGGCAGCAUCGGGGCUGGACUCUGCCGGCAGCCCUGAGGGCGCGGCGCCCACAGUGGAAAGCCAGCGGCCAGAGCAGCAGAGGACAGAGACCUAUCAGCAGGAGGACCCCCACGGCCCCUCCUCCUGGCAGGAAGCCGCCCAGCUGACCACUUGUCCAGCUCCUGCAGCGGCUGAGGAGGCCACGCCCCCCACCCAGCACCAGGGCAGCGCCCUGCCCCAGCUCCCCGCCCCCUCUGGGACCUGCUCCGGGUCUUCAGCGGGGUCCCGCAGCUCCUCUCCCGAGAGCGGCCCAUCCUGUCCCUCUCUCCAGGAGUUCCAGAAAGUGUCCGCUUUUCUGGUCCAGCUUUCGGAGAGCUCUACCUCCCCGUCAGACUGGGAGGCCGGGGACAGCCCGGAUGCAGACCUGGGCUGGUCUGGAGGGUCUUCUCCUCGGGACUCUGGGGGGCUGCACGGGGACGGACGGCAGGAGACCUGGGAGGGGCCGGCAGGCCGUGGCACCAGCCCCCUGCACCGCCCCUCCACCGUGUCAGGCAGUCCAGAGUCGGAGCCAGGCCCCUGGCAGCGAGGCUGGACGCCGCUGCCCCCCCGUGUCCCCUCCCCCGGGGCGGGAUCGGAGCUGUCAGAGGCGUCCAGCGAGGUCUGGGAUGAGGACAGUCUGCGGGAGCCUGGCGCGGGCGUCCAGCCGGCCGCGGGGCGCGCCUCACCUGCCGGUGGCUCCGGUGACCUGGAGGAUGGAGGGGCACCUCGCACCCCACUUCUGUCCCUGGGCCCUGGCGGGGGACAGGAAGCUUCUGGAACCAGUGGGAGCCGGACCCGUGGGUCAGACACGGGAAAGGCCGGCCGGACGCCCCCCGAGGCUGCCCGCACGGCUUUCCCGUCCGAUCCCAACUCCUGCAGUGACUUGGACCUGUCCCUGUCCUUGCCUUCGGGGUCCUCGGCAUCCAAAGAGGCGGAUGUCAGCGAAGGACUGGAGCCCGGGCCUCCGCAGGCGUCCCUGGGCUGCCCCGAGGGGCCCUGGGCUGCCGGCCUGAGGGCGCCCGCCGCCGACAGGAAGCCCCCAGAGUGUCCUCCUGGAGCCGCUCGUCUGCCGGCAGCCCUGAGGGCUGGGAGCGGGGCACCCGGGCAGGCGGGGAGCGGCGCAGCCCCUGCGCUGGAGGAAGCUCCGCCUCCGUCGGCCGGCCGAGUCCUGCGGGAGAUCCUGUCCCCGGUGGACGACGUGCUGUCCUAUGGCAGCACCGACCUCCCGUCCUCCACACGCAGGGACGUGCCCCUCCCUGCUCUGCCUCCCGCGCCCCCAGCAGAGCUCAGGGCCACCCCCAGCCCCCGCUCAGAGGACUUCCCUUCCCCACCCGAAGACGCCCUGUGUCCUGGGGGCUCACUGAGCCCCCCAGAGGAGGGCACCUCCAUCAACACCUGCGAGUUGUCGUCCUUGUCCGAGGAGGGGCCGCCCGAGGGACCGUCCCUGGGGCCCCAGGAGGCCAGCCUCUGCCUCGGGGCAGGCGGACGGGGUGGAAACCUCGGGGACCAACUGGGUGAAUCCAGUUCUACUGGGGGGAACCAGGCUGUGGGGGGCCGAUGGCCUGAACCCUUCAGCUGGCUAGGGUCCCCCUCAUGGGGCGGGGCCGGCGAUGCCCCGGAUGGGAUCCCAGGGCUGACGGUGCAGCACCCAACCCUGCCCCGAGUGGACUGUGUAGCUGGGGGGGCCCUGCCCACACCGUGGGCGGCUGGCAACCCAGGGCUGCCUGGCACCUGGCGGGGGGACCCGGCUCCUGCUUUAGACGCGGGUCCCUGCGCUGGGCCGCCCGGCGUGGACAGGACGCAGGUGGUGGAUCUGGUGUCCACGGAGCUCACCCGGAGGAUCCUGUGCGACACGCUGGCAGCGCUCUCCGAGAGGGCCGCGCCGGGCCGCCCGCCGACCGGAGAGCGGGCGGGUGCCAGCCGUGUCGCCAGGCCCCCCACAGCAGGGCCGGGCAGUGUCGGGGAAGACGGGACUUCUGAGGAAAGAGCAGACGUCCUCCGGUGACCCAGGGGCGUCAUCGGCAUCACCGUGCGAUUGUGUGUGAGUGCACUGGUGUGUGUGUUUGUGCGUGUGUGUGCGUGCUGGAGGCCUCGGGGACUCUGGGCCUCCCAGGGGCGGAGCCGCCACUCGGAAGGGCUGGCCGGGGAGGUGGUCAUCGGGUGCAGGGCCCGAGACCGGGCAGUGACCCCUGCACGUCCGCUGCAAACUGGCUCCGUCCGCAUGUUUCUGGGCGUGGGGCCCACGGCUUCCCCCGGGCUCUCGAGGGGGACCCUGACCCACAGGGAGGAAGAGGCGGGAGGGGAGGAGGCCGCCACCCCGGCCGGGGAAGGGGCGGAGGGCGCGGACGUGAGGGAGACCAGUCCUGCAGAGCCGGGGGCUGGGAGCAGGCCCUGGGCACAGACCUGUCACCGUCCGAGGAGACCACGUGCCAGGACGGGGCCAUCGGCCAAGGCCGGGAGAGGGAGGGCGUGUGGCUUUAGGGGCACAGGGAGGCCAGGGGCUGCGGCGGGCUGCAGUCGGGCUGCGGACGCCCGCCCCUUGGCUCUGCUCAGGGAGUCGUCAGUGCAGUUAGUUGCGGGAGUGUGACCUCUGGGGGCCGAGGGUUGCCUGCAGGCCACAUGUCUGGGGCGGGUCUGCCACCCUGACGACGGCUGGCGACACGGGGCUCUCUGGCACCUGGUGGGGGGACCCGGCUCCCGCCAGGUGCCUUCCCUGUGUCCGGGGAAGUCACUUGUGGCUGUGCGGCCCUGCAGGUAGAGGGCGUGGCUGCUCAAGGGCAGAAGGGCACUUCCUCCCCACAGCCAGCCACCCUGCGGCCUGUCCCCUGGGUGGGGGGGGGCAAGGCCUCCCCCAAAUGAGCUCCUCUGGACUCCUGGAAGAAGCGGGAGCCCAUGUCCUCGUGGUGUCCACGACUGAACGUGUCUUCCGUGGCCCCACGUGGGCCUGGACCGUGUUCGGAGGUGUUGGCCGUGCUGCACCGGAAAUCCACGCUGCAAGGCACCAAGGUUUCCGGUGCGGAACGUCAGAGACGGUGAACCGGGAGCAGGACUGAGGGCUGCCGGUGGGGUCUCAGCCGGCUGGGGGCAGGGCGGUCCUGGGGCCCGCUCGGUAGGACAGCGCCGGGACAGCUGGCCUCUACCCACGGGUCUCCACGGACCUUCACGGGCCAGCGCUGGUGCCUAACUGUGGGAGCCACCACGCAAGACACUGCCUGGUGGGCUCUGACUGGGUCCCUGCAGCCCCCCCCCCGCUCCCCUAGAGCAGGGCCCUUGCCACAGCCGCCGUCCUGACAGAAGCCACAGGACCCUUGGGCUGACUAGGACAACAGCAGACCCUUAUGUCCCGUUUGCCCGUCCCCAGAACUGGGUCUCUGGGCCGCGGCGGGGGCCUGAGCUGCGUCUCCCCCGAGCACCCAGAAAGCUGGAGACUGUUCCUCCGGGGGGAAUUCCCUGUAAUUCAUCUGUAUCUCCUCUCGUUGACCAUCUGCCUAUCAUCCGUCACCUCCCGUGCGUCCAUCUGUCCGUCUGCUCUGAUCUAUCAUCCGUCCACCCAUCCACCCAUCCUUUUCCAGUUCUCUUCUUGACCUGGGAAACCCCUGCUUGAUGGGAAGUCCAGAGCCCCCGGAGCGGUGCGGCGGCCUUAGGAACGGCCGGUCCUGGCGCCGACCCCUCCAGGCCCCGGCUCCGCCCACCCAGGACCCCAGCCCCUCCCCCCGGCUGUAAGAGGGGAUGUCACUCACAUGACUACUUCCUGGGGAGCUCCGCCUCCACCACCUGGAGAGCCGGAGACCUCUGUCUGCAGGGCUGGCCCUCCACUCUGCCACUCGGGGAGCGCCCCGGAGAACACUGCGGGGGCCCUUCCCCAGGCCCUGGCCUCUGGGGCGGCCCCCCAGGCCCAGGCCCAGGCCCGCCCGCUCCCGUGCCACCGCGCAAGGCACCGGCUGACAUUCACGUAGACGUCACGCCGGCUGUUCCCCAGUCCACCCUCCAGCGCAGGAGGAGAGGUUUGGAGCGGGCGGGGAAACGUGUUCAUUUCUCUGCGCGCGCAAUUUCCAACCAAAUUUUGAGCUUCAGGGUUUAUUUUUGUUUUAUUGAUUCCCUUCCAGUUUUCUGAACAAAUUAGUCUGUAAUUUUUUUUUUUUCCAUUUACGGCUGACCCUUUGGGAUUUAUGACGCCGUGUGAGAGGAGUUAUGUAUUUCACACACGCGUAUUCGGCACGGCGAUAAAUCCGCCGCGUGGAAACCCUGCAGAUCUGCCUCCAGUUCCACGGUCCCCUGUCCGGCGGCCGCGUGGGUGGGCGCUGGCGUGACACCGUGGCUGAGCACGAAGCUGAAACCAGGGCCUCACGGCGUGACCUCACCCGGGUGACCCAGCAGGCCGCGGUGUUGCUGGGGGCAUCUCCCAGCCUGCGGCCCCCUGUCCCCAAGGGGGACUAAAGAGAACCCCUGCCUCCCUCCCCCGACAGUGGCACCUGGGGGAGGCGGGCCAUCAGGUGACUGGCUACAGAACAGCGUUCGCCGAGGGGGCGGGCAUUUGUAAUCCUGGCCCACGUGACGUGCGUGCGGCCGAGGGCUCCGGCGUUCGGCGGCAUUGACCCCGCAAGCCUUCAAUGUCAGGAUCACUCCCUUCCAAGGCCCCCGCGUGCUCGAGUUGGCUCCGAUCCCCAGUCACCUCUUGCGCCAAUAAAUCUUGAUGCGUGUCU
Phyllostomus hastatus (greater spear-nosed bat) is the source of this 9856-nucleotide messenger RNA. RefSeq names its product coiled-coil domain containing 187 (gene CCDC187). Gene Ontology annotation, biological process: microtubule anchoring. Bases 1 to 7158 code for a protein of 2385 amino acids. The transcript is spliced from 28 exons. Lineage: Eukaryota; Metazoa; Chordata; Mammalia; Chiroptera; Phyllostomidae. The record is from RefSeq and is a predicted model, not a curated record. Gene Ontology annotation, cellular component: centrosome. Gene Ontology annotation, molecular function: microtubule binding.